Molecule: messenger RNA, 948 nt
Organism: Aspergillus aculeatinus CBS 121060
Lineage: Eukaryota; Fungi; Ascomycota; Eurotiomycetes; Eurotiales; Aspergillaceae
Exons: 3
Coding region: 21-602 (193 amino acids)
Source: RefSeq, a predicted model, not a curated record
CAAUCACAUCUCUUGUCAAGAUGAAGUUCAACAGCGCUCUCGCUCUCUCCUCCCUCCUGGUGCUCGCCGUGGCCCAGGACACCAACUCUACCUCCACUGCCAGCGCUGCCACUGCGACUGCCAGUCUCUCUGCUCAGGCCAAGUGCGCCGAGUCCUGCGCCUCCAGCGACAUCUGCUGCAUUGCCAAGUGCUACAAUGUCCCCUGCCCCAACGACUCUCAGGCCAACGACACCACCAGCUGCGUUGCCGCCUGCCCCCAGGGUAACGGCUCCACCAGCGACACCGACGCCUACGCCAGCUGCCAGAGCCGUUGCGUGAGCAGCUACUUCUGGUCCAGCGCUACUGCUACCGCCGGCUCCUCCGCCAGCACCGCCAGCUCCAACGAUGGUACCACCACCACCGGCAGCGGCAGCAAGUCCUCCUCCACUGGUUCCAGCAAGUCUGGCUCCUCCAAGUCCGGCUCCUCGGACUCGACCAGCACCGCCACCAGCACCGGCGCCUCCGCCAGCGAGACCUCCAACUCGGCCGCCAUCACUCAGCUGAAGAUGGGUGUCUCCACCGUUGGACUCCUGGGCUUCGUCCUCGCCGCCUGGGCUCUGUAAAUCUCUUCCGCUUACAGAACGGAAGCGAGAUGUCACAGAAGUUUCUUUCAACCAACAACGGCACACGAACCUUUUUGUCUCAGUACAUAUGGGAAAUUGAAUGAAUGAGGGCGGGCAGGAAGGGAAACAUGAUUGAUUUUAUUUUGCACUCUAAUGGGAUAUCACACUUCGCACACAAAGCACCCCUUGACUUACUACUACUCUUGCACACACUUUGUUGACGUUGUCAUAAUAACUUACUACUACCUUGACUGUCUGUCACUAAUACUACCCACAAGCGCUUGCUUCACUUGGCAGAAUUUAGUAUUAUUGUAUAACAAUCAUAUCUGUGUUGCAGCUUGUUCUA